AGAUAGUGAGAACAUCUUCCAAAUUUUAUAUAAAUGUUACAUCGCUGAAGUUAAACAGGCAAACUGCGUCAUAUCGCGUGUUGUUGUGUAACGAAUGGUGUUGCUCUAAGUACGAGAUAAUUUCAUUUCGUUUUUGUUUAUGUUUAUUUUUUAUUUAACUCUGGCAAUUUACAGCGCAUUGGUUUAUUGGUCUAUUUCAUGAACUAGAAGUGAUUCUGUGAUCAAAUAUAUAUUUUAUUGCCAUAAGAAUGGCGAGAACUGCUGUGACACGUGGGAGAAAUGGGGCGCUUACAUUCCUGCUGAUGGUGCUGUGUGUUCACUCAACUGUGUCCAAACAGUGCUCAAAAACACUUAAUAGAGUUCCAGUCCAUAAAAACUUCGAUUUACAAAAGUUCGCGGGCGAGUGGUUCACGGCGACGCGCACCACAUGGGCCUGGGGCACCAACACCCUCGAGUCAAUGACGAUUGAAAUAUUGCAGGCGGAGGACGGCACGUGGCGAUUCCGGUACUCCGGCAGCAGGGCGCAUAAAUGCGAGCCGGUGACGGAGACAGUUCUGGUACCCACAGACCGGGACGGCCACUACCUACUAAGAAACAAGAAGAAGAUAGAGGGUACGUUUAUCAUCUCAUUCACGGACUACAAGACGAUGGCCAUGGUGCUCUACUGUUUCAAGCACGCACGGGGGAAGCACGUGCAGUGCUUACAAGACGGCCACCAGGUUGAGAUCCUGGCUCGCUCAAGCCAACCGAACACAAAGACAGUGAAUAGUUACAUCAAGCGGGCCACCAAGCGCUUGUGUGGGGGCGUCAAGGACUUCGAGUCAACGUCCCCAGGUUUCUGCAAAAUUCCGGACAUUCUCGAGCAAGCCAGAAUAGGAAAAGGGGAACUAGAGAAUGACGACUCGCCUCAGGAGAUGGCUGUGAAGUGUGGGGUGAACAGUAUUCCGUUGGAACCAGACUUUGACCUUUCACAGAUGUCCGGACUGUGGUACGAGAUAGCGAGGACGAGGUUUACCUUCAACAAGAUGGAGUCCGUGGUGAGCUACCACAACAUCGACACUGCCAGCCAGAACAUGUACAGCUACUACACAGGCACACUCGUCAACAGCAACGAACAGCAGGACGAGAAUCCAUCGUGUAUGACGGCGAUCCAGGGCAUGUCCAAGACACAGGAAAGCUCCGACACUGCGGCGGACAGGCUGGGCCGGAUAGGCUGGGAUGAUUCCACGUACCCCUGGUCGCCAACGAAGGUUGUGUAUGGUGACGGCGAGUACACGCUGUUUUACGCCUGCUACUCCGGACCGUCAAACCAGCCGUGCCCUCAGGAGUACAUGGAGGUGACAUUGGUAGGCAAGGACCGCAACAUCCCGGCCGACCGACGCGCGCAGAUCUACAGCCUGCUGCCGAACCUCUGUCUCCAGCCCGAGGACAUGAAGGAGACUGAGUUCCUAGCUGACUGCACGGGCUGGGUGGAGUACACGGCCGAGUCGACAGAGACGACGCCCGAGAGCUGCCGGCUGGACGAGAUACAAGUCUUCCCAGAGUUCGAUAACGACCUGGUGGUCGGGCGCUGGUUCCUUUACGGGUCUAUUCAUUAUAACAACGUGACGUCACUUCAAGGGGCGGUGAUGGACAGGCAUUUGGAGGGCGUGGGGGAAUUAAUUUACUCAAACAUCUCGGUCUUCCGGCCUGAUCCCGCCGACUCGCGCGGCCCAUGCGUCUCCUACAAGUCCCGGUCACGUGACAUGUGCAUCAACACGGCCGACUUUAUAACAACACUUCCGGUAGCGGGCGACGGCAACUUUGUGUUCCAGAAGAUUUUGCACAUAGACGAUUUCAUGCUGGUUGAGUACGUGUGCGCGCGCAGGACGGAUGCGGGCAACUGUGAGCGGGAGGGGAUCCAGUUCCACGUGUACGUUAAGCGGGACAACACGACCGCGGAAGACUUUGGUCCCGAUAUUGCGGUCAUCUCAGAACUCGCCGAGAGCGUAUGUCUGGACCCGGAAGACCUGCAGAUAGAAAGCAGCUGGUGUGAGCCGGUGUCGGAGGACGGACAGGCAGCAGCGGCUGGUGGAGAGGCUGAGGGGGACGAGGAGGAUUCGGACGAAGAGGAUGCGGAUGAGCCACAGUGUGACGUGGACCAGCUGUCCAUAUACAGCGACAUGGCAGACUACGACCAAACUCAGUUGUACGGCUAUUGGUUCGAGGUGGCCAGCUCCGUGAGCGGUAAACUCUUCUCAGACGUGAGUGGUGCCGUGGCUUACUUUACAUCCUCCAGUAACGACACACUCAGUAUCUACUAUACUGGCUUUUAUGAUGCCAGCAAUGACGAUGAUGAUGAUAGCGGCGACACUGAAGACAGGAAAAGACGCGACGCUGAUGAAAAUGACAACAAUGAUGACGUCAGUUUAGAUGAUGACGCAAUACAAUGUUCGAACGUGCAGCACCAGUUGCUGUUGGCGCGGUGUCGAUCGGAGUCUAACGGGGACUAUCUCACACGGUUUGAAGACACAGAAAACUUCAUAUCAUACAUUCCGCUCAAGGUGUUGUACACGGACUUCAGUUCUGUACUGGUGACGUACGCCUGUGAGAUGACGAUGCCUGGCGGUCAGUGUCGCUGGGGAGACGCCAACGUCAAAGUCUGGGCAAGAAACACGACGCUUGACGAAGAUACGCUUGAUUUCGCGUACGAGAUGAUCUUCUGGGCGUGUCUGGACCCCUACCGGGAGGGCGGCAUCGAAUCAGUCGAGUAUAUCGCCGGGAGUUGCCUUCCAGAUCUGGAGAGCUACGUCUCUGAACAUGAUCUGUAUGACGGCUUGGAUCCGGAGGUGGACGAGACUCAGAAGGACGAGAGUGAAAGAGAAUUGGACGAGAUCGAGAAGGCCUUCCUUCUGACAGACGACCAGUUUUACUAUGACUCGCAAUAGAGGAGCUGGAGUACUUGGUCCCGGGGGCCGCGGGGGGUUCUGUUGAUACCGGUGACGGGGGUGAGACCGCCAGUGACUGACGUGAUAUUGUCAUUACACAUCAUACAUCCUGGUACUAUGCAGCAGAGAGGCGCCGGUCAUCAUGCUGCAUGAUAGACAACAUUAUAAAUGCGUCAGUGUUACAGAAUAUCUGGACUUCAUGACAUGACGAUCAGCAGUUUGUGUUGAUUAUCGCUGUUUUUUAAAUAAUUAUUAUAUAUCGUAUAAUUAUAUAUCACGUUGUUAUCACUUAUUGUAUUUUUUGUCACAUUUGGUUAAGCAAUGAUUGUAAAAUGUAUGUCAUUAAACAAUAAAUCAUGCCACACAG
Messenger RNA from Mya arenaria, 3294 nucleotides. RefSeq lists its product as uncharacterized. The record is from RefSeq and is a predicted model, not a curated record. Lineage: Eukaryota; Metazoa; Mollusca; Bivalvia; Myida; Myidae. Bases 249 to 2927 code for a protein of 892 amino acids. The transcript has 22 exons.